CAUUUUUACGCACUCCCUGCGCACUCCACUGAUAUGAUUGGUUGGAUUAAUUUUUUUUUAAUACACAACCAAUCAUAUUACUGGAGUGCACAAAGGAGUCUGCAAAAAUGACUACACAUAGAAUUUUCCUACUUUCAUAAGAUAGUCAUUUUACUCCAAAACCCUUUUCAUGCUUCGAGUCAUUAUCUUUCAAAAAUUGGAGGAUUUAUAAUCUCAAGCUCUCCUGAACUGUAUAGCCGAAUGCAUGUUUCUUUUUUAGAUUCCUUUAACGCUUUGUUCUAUGAGUGAGUUUUUGGACAAACUACUCGCAGGCAACGAUGAAGAAAUCUCCAGUAUACCCGAAACAUGAAACGAGUGCUUUCGGGGCCGAUGAAAUAUUUGAUCCUAAUGUGGACUUUUCUCAGUUCUUGGAAGAAGCAAGGCACCACGGAAGAGUUGUAGAUUUCCAGAGCUCACCACUUUACCCAGAAGAAAAAGGAAAGAAAAGAUUGGCAGGAGACAAACAGGCCAGCAAGAAAUCAUGGAAAAACCAUCUAUUUUCAUGGUGGAAAACUGAAAAAAAGAGCGAGCCUCGAGUGAAAUCAACAAGCAGCUCUUACAUGAAUUCUCUUCCAAAACGGCAUCUUGUUUCUGGUCCAAUACAUGGCAGUGGCAAGACCAAGAACAAUGAUGGCAGGCACGGGCGACCGUCAUCCGGACCUCUCACCGGUCUUUUCAACCCCACAAAGAGAGUGGAGAAUGAGAUACCUUACAUGUGUCUGGACGAAGUAGAUAGACCUCAGGCCCUUCAAACCUAUGGCCCUGUUUACCUGGUAACCUAAGUGCAUGGAAAUCAUGGACAUCAGCAACAAGUUUUUUGGCCCGAGCUUGAAUGUGGUGCAUCUGCAUUUUCCACAUUAAAAUGUUCAUUGAUCUUGUUGCGGAAUUGUGUGAAAUUUGAGGACGGGAUUUGCUUUCUGGACAUUUUCUGUGAUUCCAUUUAAAUGGUUUCGUUCUAUUUUUUUGUUGAUUUUGGUGUAUUUUUAAUAGAAUUU
Messenger RNA from Carya illinoinensis, 1034 nucleotides. RefSeq lists its product as uncharacterized. Bases 318 to 821 code for a protein of 167 amino acids. The record is from RefSeq and is a predicted model, not a curated record. The transcript is spliced from 2 exons. NCBI's taxonomy places the organism in Eukaryota, Viridiplantae, Streptophyta, Magnoliopsida, Fagales, Juglandaceae.